This is a messenger RNA of Ochotona curzoniae (black-lipped pika), 903 nucleotides long. RefSeq names its product transmembrane and death domain 1 (gene TMDD1). The coding region runs from base 1 to 903 and encodes 300 amino acids. The transcript has a single exon. Gene Ontology annotation, molecular function: protein binding. The record is from RefSeq and is a predicted model, not a curated record. NCBI's taxonomy places the organism in Eukaryota, Metazoa, Chordata, Mammalia, Lagomorpha, Ochotonidae. Gene Ontology annotation, biological process: signal transduction.
AUGGCAGCGCUGGCUCUGGUCCUGGUGUUCUGGGACUGGGGCCUGAGCCCCGGGGCGGCCCUGGACGCCAUGGGCCCUCACGCGGCCAUCCGCCUGGCCGAGCUGCUCACUCCAGAGGAAUGCGGCCAUUUCCGCUCGCUGCUGCAGGCGCCCGAGCCCGACGUGGAGGCCGAGCUGGCCAGGCUUUCGGAAGAGCGGCUGGCGCGGCCCAGGCCCGUGAAGCCCACGGUAGGGUCUCCGGCCCGGCUGCGGCGGCGGCAGCGGCGGGAGGCCCCGGGGGACCGGGAGGAGGUGUCCGACGGCUGCCGGGAGGCGCUGGCGGUGUGGCUGGCUGCCGAGGCCCCGUCCCUGUCGUGGGACCGCGUGGCCCGCGCCCUGCGGCGCUGCGGCCGCCCGGACGUGGCCCGGGAGCUGGGCAAGAACCUGCACCAGCAGGCAACGCUGCAGCUGCGCAAGUUCGGGCAGGGCUUCCUGGCGCCGCCGCCUCCGGGCCCCGCCGCGCCCUCGGCCCCCGUGCCGGCCCUGCGCUCCCGGCGCUCCCCGGAGCCCGACUGGGACGAGCUGGAGCUGAUCCUGGAGCGCCUGCCGCAGCCCCCGUACGAGCGGAGCCCCGCGGGCUGGGUCCCGCCGCUGGCGCUCGGCCUGCUCGGCGGCUUCGCCGGGGCGCUGGGCGCGGCGGCGCUGGCGCUCCUGCUCACGCUGCGGGUGACGGGCGGCGACGACGACCACCCCGGCUGGCCCCGCAGCCCCGGCCCGCUCGCCGCUUCCAGGCGCAGAUCCGCCAAGGCGCGCGGCUCGUGCGAAGCUCAGCCGCUGCUGCACGUGUCGCCGGCGGGGCGGGCCCGCUCGGCUUGGGCUGCGCGGCGACCCGAUGCCCCGGCUCCUCCAUGCCCUCGGCCGUGA